CAAAAAGCAAGGCAUAUGCAGGUUAAUAGUUUUUUUUCCACAGCCUAACCGGCAGAAAUGGGGACAGAGAGCAGCAGCAAACACUCAUAAUUGAACAUAAAUCUGAAAAGUCUUUGAUCGGAAUUAUAUUGUCUUUACAUUUCACACUUUGAUCUGGAAUAAGUUGAUGGAUUUCCAACAAAGGAGGGCAGUGUGCUGGAGGACUGAGGGCUGCAGGCUUUCACAGCUGCGGUGGAGGUUUACGGACAAAGCAAGACGUGAACAAUGACAGGAAAACUCAGGAACGCACCUUUAGAAUUCCCUCUCUUCGAGAUAUCACCCUGGAUGUUUUCACUACAACAUCAGGCCCUUUGAGAAGAGGAGCACUGACCCCAGAGACGGGACAGUCCACUGAAGAUGUCUGACCUCAGCCAAGUUGCUGUAUACUCAGACAGCACAGAUAUUUACAAGAAUGUGUUCUGCAACCCCGCCUUCGAGCUCGAGGGGGAGAAAGAGGAAAGGGUGGAGGGAUUCAGGACGUCCUCAUCAACUCCUGAACCAAUCAAACCACCAGCAGCGAGCCUUGGCUGGGGUCUGUUGGGGGUCUGUGUGACGCGUCUGCGGGGGCCGGGCCGUAGCUGGGGGGUGGUGGUGGUCUCUGCCGCCGCCCUGCUCCUGUUGGCAGCCAUCGGACUGGCGCUGGCCCUCAUUCUCACACAGAUAAAAGGCCAAGCCGUGGAGGAUCAGAUGCUGUCCACCAGCAAUCCAGACGCACAGAGUGCAGGAGACGGAACGUCCCAUGCUUUACCAACAGUCUCAACAAACGGAGGUCAAGAGGACAUCACAGCUGCACCCCAGCCUGCCAGAAUCCCCCCGUCCGACACAAGUUGCGGAGGUGUUCUGACCGACUCCGAAGGCAGUUUCAGUUCCCCGAACCACCCCGGCUCCUACCCCCCCAACUCACUGUGUGUGUGGGUGAUACGGGUCCCACCCCCCUCCCUGGUCCAGAUUCAUAUUUCCUCUCUGACGGUGGAGGGACCAUCUCCUUGUCUGUUUGACUGGCUGGAGGUCCAGGAGCAGAUCGAGCGGACGUCUGUGGUCACCAGGUUCUGUGGAAACGUGGCUCCUCCAACAGUCAACACAAACAGCAGCACGGUGUGGGUCACCUUCCGCUCCGACGGCAGCAUCGCAGGCAACGGCUUCACAGCUCAGUACAGGGCCGUGCAGCCUGGACACAAGAGCUGCUCCAGAGAGGAGUUCAUGUGUGACGGCGGUCGCUGUCUGCUGCCUGUGUCCUUGUGCGACGGUCAUCCUAACUGUCGCGACCAAACGGAUGAGGCAAACUGCAGCAAGAAACAUAACGAAUGUGGAGGGCAGAAGUUUGGGCCGUACGGUUACGUUGAAAGUCCGAACCACCCCAGGCCUUAUCCUCACCAGCAGUUGUGUAUUUGGCACAUAUCUGUCGACGAGGGUCGCGUCAUCACACUGAGCUUCAGAAACUUCAGCCUCGAGACUCAGGACGUGUGCGAGUUUGACUACGUGGAGGUGCACGACAGCGUGAGCACAGGAGCUGGGAGGGUGCUGGGACGGUUUUGUGGCACCACCCACCCUCCUGACCUGACCUCCUCCGGCCCCCACAUGACUGUGGUGUUUGUGGCCGAUGAGGGAGUGGCCGACAGCGGCUUCAACGCAACAUACCAGGCUGUGUCUGUACUGGACAGGACAUGCGAUCCCAGCCAGUUUGCCUGCAGCACAGGCGAGUGUCUUCAGCAGCAGUGGCUGUGCGACGGAUGGAACGACUGUCCCGACGGAGAAGACGAACAGCGCUGUGGCAACUCCACCUACCCUCCCUUCGCUUCAUCCUGCGAGUUCAUAGAGGAGGAGAUGUGUCAGGGACUCAGCUACAACCUCACCUCCUUCCCCAACAUCUGGCUGUCCAUUGCUGACCAGGCAGAAGCUGCCACCCUCCUACGACAGUAUCGGGUGCUGAUGGAGCUGGCGUGCUUCGAGCCUCUGCAGAGGCUUGUGUGUGGGAUGUUUUUUCCCCUGUGCAGCCCUCAGGGCGGCGUCCUGCAGCCCUGCCGCUUGGUCUGCUCCUCGGCCGAGCAGCAGUGCAGCCAGGCCCUGGAUCUCUUCUCCUUCAGCUGGCCCUUCAACUGCCACCUUCUACCCGACUCGCAGGACCCCCUGGAGUGUUCGCUGCCGUAAAGCUUUAACAGUUACAACACAUUUGAGUUGCGAUAUUAGUGCGAGAGAUCCAGGAAAACACAGAUUUGCAGCCAAGUAUUCAAGGACUGGAUGGACACAUAAUGCAUGUGCUGAAUACAUUGGACUUGAAGUUACACCUUUGAAAUAGAUGUUAUGGAUAUGAUAUGGUUUUAAGUGGUCAUUCAGUGGCUUUCUGAUUGGUCCGCUGACCACCAAUCAGACAAAUCCUUCCCCUUCUCAGCUUAGACAAACAAUGGCCAUGUGGGCACUCUCUCCUAUAGACGAAUAAUGAACCAGCAGCAUAAAAGUUGUAAUUGUGACUCUUUAAAAAAACAAAAAAUAAACAAAAAAAAAUAAAACAUACAGUCAACGAGUAUAGGCACAGUGUAGACAAUAAAUACAUAUGUGAACUGGAAACUAGUGGCUGGACUACUUAUUUUUCCAAUGCCUGCCAACAUUAGCGUAGUUGCUAACAUUAGCACAUGUAUUUUUAUUGCAGGGUUUUCAAUGUUUUUCUAUGGGAAUGAACUGUUUGUUGCAUGUCUACUGUUUGUCUAACAUUGAACCAGUACUGUAGGAUGUCAUGACACGAUAAAGGGCAGGAACCCUCUGGGUGGUGGUCAGCAGACCAAUCAGAAGGGAAGCAUGAGAAAGUUUUUAAUCUCCAAUAGGAAUCAAAGUGUACACCGAGUUGUCCUUUUGCAUUAUUUAUUGCUUCAGUGUCAAUCAUGUAAAACAGUAAACUGAUUUAACAAUAAAGAGAGAAUACUUUCAACA
Mugil cephalus (flathead mullet) is the source of this 2964-nucleotide messenger RNA. Its product is annotated as membrane frizzled-related protein. Gene Ontology annotation, molecular function: protein binding. The record is from RefSeq and is a predicted model, not a curated record. The coding region runs from base 397 to 2187 and encodes 596 amino acids. The transcript has 13 exons. Lineage: Eukaryota; Metazoa; Chordata; Actinopteri; Mugiliformes; Mugilidae.